Messenger RNA from Colletotrichum truncatum, 735 nucleotides. Its product is annotated as acetyltransferase. Gene Ontology annotation, molecular function: acyltransferase activity, transferring groups other than amino-acyl groups. Lineage: Eukaryota; Fungi; Ascomycota; Sordariomycetes; Glomerellales; Glomerellaceae. The record is from RefSeq and is a predicted model, not a curated record.
AUGGUUUUCCGUCCCAUGGCUACCAAAACCGACUUUAUCAUCGCGGGCUGCACUGUUGCAGACAGCGAUGAGCUGACCAACAACAACAUUCCCGCUUUUUGGGCGGAUCCGCAUUGGAGGCUGGCUUGGCGCCAUCGGACCCUCGAGUACCACAUUUCCCAGGUAGCUAAGCGCACACCGAGGAACCUCAUAAGCGACUCCGAGACGAAGCGACAGCAGAAGGCCGUUGAUGCGGCAACUGGGCGUAUCGUAGGCUUCGCUCGUUGGUAUCUGCCCUCUUCCCAUUCGAAGAACACCGACGGUACACCAGUGUGGUCAGAAGCCAUGGUACCAGCUGUCAGCGCCGAGGAAGAAGCCGAGAUCCAGCGAGUGGCCCAGACAACUCACUGGGACCCAAACGAAGAGUCAGACGAGCUACUCAUCCCGAUCUGUAAGGCGAAGAACGAAAUACUUGGCAAGCAGUCUUACUUACGCCUAGACUACCUGGCUGUCCAUCCAGACAACCAGGGCAAGGGGGUCGGCAGUGCACUAGUACAGAGCGGUAUGAAGCAAGCGGAAGGCCUAGGCUUGGAUAUUUUUAUUCAUGCAAUGAAAGCCGGAGUAGGGCUUUAUCAACGGCUUGGGUUCCAUGUUGAAAAAGAAUUUGUCCAAUAUGAUACUAAAUACGGUGGCGAAGGUGAUGUUUACACAGCUCUCAUGGUUAACAGACAUAAAGGCGGACAUGAUGGGUUUUAG